Messenger RNA from Sorex araneus (European shrew), 5499 nucleotides. It is a transcript of the gene STT3A, whose product is annotated as STT3 oligosaccharyltransferase complex catalytic subunit A. Gene Ontology annotation, molecular function: dolichyl-diphosphooligosaccharide-protein glycotransferase activity. The coding region runs from base 119 to 2236 and encodes 705 amino acids. Gene Ontology annotation, biological process: post-translational protein modification. The record is from RefSeq and is a predicted model, not a curated record. The transcript has 18 exons. NCBI's taxonomy places the organism in Eukaryota, Metazoa, Chordata, Mammalia, Eulipotyphla, Soricidae. Gene Ontology annotation, cellular component: membrane.
CCAGCCGCUGCCAAGGUUGGGUGCGCCGCUGAACGGAUGGCAGAAGGAGCCGAGCGGAUCCUCCAGGAACGCCGGCCAGCCGUUUGCCUGUCAUCUGUUGCCACCCAUUGAUGCCAAGAUGACCAAGCUAGGAUUCUUGCGGCUGUCCUAUGAGAAGCAGGACACGCUUCUGAAGCUUCUCAUUCUGUCGAUGGCUGCUGUGUUAUCUUUCUCUACUCGUCUGUUUGCUGUUCUCAGAUUUGAAAGUGUCAUCCAUGAGUUUGAUCCCUACUUCAAUUACCGAACCACCCGCUUCCUGGCUGAAGAGGGCUUUUAUAAAUUCCAUAACUGGUUUGAUGACCGGGCCUGGUACCCUUUGGGGCGAAUCAUCGGAGGAACCAUCUACCCAGGCCUGAUGAUCACCUCCGCGGCGAUCUACCACGUGCUCCAUUUUUUCCACAUCACCAUCGACAUUCGGAAUGUCUGUGUGUUCCUGGCCCCUCUCUUCUCUUCCUUCACCACCAUCGUCACCUACCACCUUACCAAAGAGCUCAAGGAUGCAGGGGCUGGGCUUCUCGCUGCCGCCAUGAUUGCCAUCGUGCCCGGCUAUAUCUCCCGGUCCGUGGCUGGCUCCUACGAUAAUGAAGGGAUCGCCAUCUUCUGCAUGCUGCUCACCUACUACAUGUGGAUCAAAGCAGUGAAGACCGGGUCCAUCUACUGGGCAGCCAAGUGCGCCCUGGCUUAUUUCUACAUGGUCUCCUCCUGGGGAGGUUACGUCUUCCUCAUCAACCUGAUCCCCCUGCACGUGCUGGUGCUGAUGCUCACGGGGCGCUUCUCCCACCGCAUCUACGUGGCCUACUGCACCGUGUACUGCCUGGGCACCAUCCUCUCCAUGCAGAUCUCCUUCGUGGGCUUCCAGCCCGUCCUUUCGUCGGAGCACAUGGCAGCCUUCGGGGUCUUUGGCCUCUGCCAGAUCCACGCCUUCGUAGAUUAUCUGCGCAGCAAGCUGAACCCGCAGCAGUUUGAAGUUCUCUUCCGCAGCGUCAUCUCCCUGGUGGGCUUCGUCCUUCUCACCGUGGGAGCACUGCUCAUGCUGACAGGAAAAAUAUCUCCCUGGACUGGGCGCUUCUACUCGCUGCUGGAUCCUUCUUAUGCCAAGAACAACAUCCCCAUCAUAGCCUCAGUGUCCGAGCAUCAGCCUACAACCUGGUCCUCCUACUAUUUUGAUCUCCAGCUUCUGGUCUUCAUGUUUCCAGUUGGUCUCUACUACUGCUUUAGUAACCUGUCCGACGCCCGGAUCUUCAUCAUCAUGUAUGGGGUGACGAGCAUGUACUUCUCGGCGGUCAUGGUGCGACUGAUGCUGGUGUUGGCGCCUGUUAUGUGCAUCCUUUCUGGCAUCGGCGUCUCCCAGGUGCUCUCUACAUACAUGAAGAAUCUAGACAUAAGUCGGCCAGACAAGAAGAGCAAGAAACAACAGGAUUCCACUUACCCUAUUAAGAACGAGGUGGCCAGCGGGAUGGUGCUGGUCAUGGCCUUCUUCCUCAUCACCUACACCUUUCACUCCACCUGGGUGACCAGUGAGGCCUACUCUUCGCCUUCCAUUGUGCUCUCCGCCCGUGGUGGGGACGGCAGCCGCAUCAUCUUCGAUGACUUCCGAGAAGCCUACUACUGGCUGCGCCACAAUACCCCGGAGGAUGCGAAAGUCAUGUCAUGGUGGGAUUAUGGCUACCAGAUUACAGCUAUGGCAAAUCGGACGAUUUUAGUGGACAAUAACACAUGGAAUAAUACUCAUAUUUCUCGAGUGGGGCAGGCAAUGGCGUCCACAGAAGAGAAAGCCUAUGAGAUUAUGAGGGAGCUGGACGUCAGCUACGUGCUGGUCAUUUUUGGAGGCCUCACUGGAUAUUCCUCUGAUGAUAUCAACAAGUUCCUGUGGAUGGUCCGGAUCGGAGGGAGCACGGACACGGGCAAGCACAUUAAGGAGCACGACUACUACACCCCGACCGGGGAGUUCCGAGUGGACCGGGAGGGCUCACCCGUGCUGCUCAACUGCCUCAUGUACAAGAUGUGCUACUACCGCUUUGGGCAGGUCUACACGGAAGCCAAACGUCCCCCAGGCUUUGACCGAGUCCGAAACGCCGAGAUUGGGAAUAAAGACUUCGAGCUCGAUGUCCUGGAGGAGGCAUACACCACAGAGCACUGGCUGGUGAGGAUAUACAAGGUGAAGGACCUGGAUAACCGAGGCUUGUCGAGGACAUAGACGUCACCUCCAGCUCUGAUACGCUUCGCACUGAGCGCGUCGCAUUUAGGACGCCGAAGAUGUUCCUUAAAUAUGCAGUUUCCAAGAACAUGGUGGGGUUAGAAUGUCUGAGAGUUUUUCUCUGGACAUUGUGGGCUGGGCCAAAUGGAAUGAUUUUUAUAAUUCUGAGCAGGUUACCAAAUGAAAUGUCAUGGCUUUACUUUGGUCAAUUAAAGGGGGGAUUUUUUUUUUUACGUGCCUUAUUUGUUUUGACUUUUGAGUGAUUUGAGGAAGGCUGACAGAGGACAGAAAGUAGAUCUGGGCCAGAGCGAUAGUACAGCAGGUAGGGUGUUUGCCUUGCACAUGACUAACCCAGGUUUGAUCCCUGGCAUCCCAUAUGGUUCCCUGAGCACUGCCAGGAGUAAUUCCUGAGUGCAGAGCCAGGAGUAGCCCGCCGGAUGUGACCCAAGAAGCAAGCAAGCAAGAAAGUAGACCUUCUCCUUGCUCCCAGCCCUGCCUUUCUCAGAUUUGGAACAUAAUCAAGGAAUGGCUGAGAUUCCACAGAUGCUAACAGUUUUGUCAUUUCAAGAACCAGCACCUGGUACAAUGCCUAGCACAUUAGUGGGUGCUCAGUAAACUCCGGUUGGAUGAAUCAAUGUUUGUGGGACCAGGGGCCCUUCCUGGGUAAGGCUGGCAGCUGUGUUGCCUUCCUGUCUAUUCUCAGAUCUCUGGUCCUCUGAGGCUCUCUGAUGCGAUCAGGACUCAAGGUCUACCCAGACUUGCUCUCACUAAUGUUCUUUGGGACUAGUUCGAUGUCUUUUUUUCUUUGGGACUAGUUUGAUGUUUUUGUUUGUAUAUUUGGAGCAGGAAUAAAUGAAGACUGAGCUAGUAGUUUUGAAGAUUCAAGGCAAACAGUUAUUGUUUUCUGUAAGAGGAAAAAAACUAACAUGUGUUUGUGUGUGUGGAGAGAGAGGAAAAGGAAGUGAGAGUCCUUUUUUUUGGUCCAUUGUAGUCUUGUAUGUCUUUGAAAUUCAACUUCAUUAUUCUGGUGUACCCCUGACACAGUAAAUGUCCCUUUGCACAUUUUCUUACACUGUGCUCUAAAACUCUUGUGGAUAAAGGUGAGUUACUUCCUCCCUUAGUCUCUGCCUUCUUGUUAGUAUAUGCCACUAACAAGAUGCAGUGAUGGAACUCAUGGCCCAAGCAUUGCAGGGGUGCUCCAGGCAGCCUGAGGACUGCAGGGGCUGGUCUGGGCAGCCCCUUGCACUGCAGGGUCUGGGCACAGAAGCACCCACGAGGGCUGAUUAUCGUCACUAGGGGCUCCCAGGCCUCCUGAGCACUCGUUGGAAAACUCUCACUCAAAACAGAAAUGGUAUCUAUUUCAAUAGAUAUAUACUCAAAAGAGGCUUGGGGGAAAUAAAGGAGACUUUGGGAAAAAACUCGUGACAGGUACAAAAAUCAAACUCCCUUCAGGGGCUGGCAAGACAGUACAGUGGUUAGGGCACACACAGCCAACCUGGGAUUCAAUCCCCAGCACCCCAUAUGUUUUCUGGAGCCCCACCAGGAUUGCAUCAAGGGGCCAAGGUUGUGCUCAAAGAUAAAGGACUAGGGCUGGAGCAAUAGUAUAGCAGGUAGGGCAUCUGCCUUGCAUGCGGCUGACUUAGGUUUAAUCCCUGGCAUCCUAUAUAGUCAGUCCCUUGAGCACUGCCAGGAGUAAUUCCUUAAUGCAGAGCCAGGAGUAACCCCUGAGCAUCACUAAAUAUGACCCAAGAAAACCAAACAAACAAGAUAAAGAACCAGAGCUAUAGCACAGCAAGGAGGCCAUUUACCUUGCACGUGGCCAGUCCAGGUUCAAUGUUCCCUGACGACCUAUAGGGUCCCCUGAGCACUGCCAGGAGUAAUUCUUGAGUGCAGAGCCAGGAGUAACUAACCCCUGAGCAUCAUGGGGUGUGACCCAAAGCCAAAAAUAAAAAAUUUAUUCAGGCACAGCCAUUGCAAAUGUGAGAAUCAGCUGAGUUGAAAGUGGUCUUUCCUGAGAAUUAGAAAAUGUUGCUUUUUAGAAUUUGUGGGUGGGGGAACCGGGAGUUAGGAAUUAAGUGCACUAUAACACUGAACAGGAAAACAGUUCUUACUGUUCAGUAGUUCGGGGAACGACGCUGUGCUGGAGUGGAAACCCAGCGCCCACUUGCAGCACCUGUGUCCGAGGCGUUUGAGUUACCCCCCUGCUUUCAAGGGCAAGGCUUUUAAUGUGUUUUGUUUUUUUUUCUGGGUGUGUGUGUAGGGGGGAACGACAGUUUGGGUCUCACCCAGUGGCUCUCAGGAAUGACUCCUCGCUGUGUGCUCAGGGGACCAUGAGCACACAUGUGCUCCAGCUCGCUGAACUGCUUCCAGGCCCCAAAGAAAGUUCUCGAAAAGUGCUGUCAUGGCGGGGGUGGGGUGGGGUGGAGUAAUAGUACAGCGUAGGUGCUUGCCUUGCACGUGGUAGACCUGGGUUUGGUCCCUGACACCCCAUAUUGCCCUGGGAGCACCACCAGCCAGGAAUGAUUCCCGAGUGCAGAGCCAGGAGUAAGCCCUGAGCACCACCGGGUGUGGCCCAAAACAACAAAAUGUGCUGUCAUGUAGCCUAGGAAGUAACAAAAUUAAAAUCAAAAGAACAGCUAUGUAACACUAUUAGGGUGUCUAAAAUAAAGUCUUUUUUUUUUUUUUUGGCUUUUUGGGUCACACCCGGUGAUGCACAGGGGUUACUCCUGGCUUAUGCACUCAGGAAUUACUCCUGGCAGUGAUAGGACUCACUGUCCUAUUACUCCAGCCUUAAAAUAAAAUCUUUUAAAAUAAUAUACAACCAAAUAAAAGAACAGCCCGAGAGAAGAUCAGGAACUCUGACGCUAGAGGGCAGUGGAAGAUCAUGGAUGAUCUCUCAUGAGUACCCCCAGUGUGUCAAAGAGACACCCCCAAACCUCUGUAUGUGUAUUAAGCCGAACUCGGCCUUGCUUGAAGAACUUGGUAUAUAAAUUAGUCUGGAAAGCUGGUUCCUGGGCCUGCAGGUGCUCCUGAAGAGAACCUUUGGGAGCAUUGUUUGACUUACCUGUAAGUGGAAUACUUCCUGUUUUUUAAGCAGGUAACACGAAACUGUUACCUUAUACAUUUUGAAGUAACUUAGGAUUUACUGAUAUACACUGUGAAUGUAUCUUACAAUGAUACACCUUGGUUGUAAAUAUGUCUUACUGUAAUGAACACACAGUUGUUUGAAUGUCUUGGCAUUAAAUAUCCAUGGGGUUACUGAG